CUUUUUCUAUGGCUCAACACUGACAACAAUGUAGAGGUGGCAACAUAGUCGAUAGAGUAUUCGAUGGCAAAUGGAAAAGUAGUUCAUGUUUUAAAUACACAAAUGUUUGUAUUAAAUCGGCACAGCUUGGUGGAUAAUACUUGGCAUAUAUUUUUUACCAUCAGCGUGCCAGUAAUAUCCAUUAUUCUUUUGAUUUGUGAUAAGUAUUUAAAUAAGCGCUCCCCAACACCUGCCACAAGCGUUGCCACAUCUCUCACACUUGUUGCACACACCGACGCAGACGCACCCACACAACUGCGGGCCAUUACGUCAAUAUGGCAAACAAUCUGUCAAACCCGCAAUUACAACAACAACUCGUUGACUGUUGGUCAAUCAGGAUUUUGCUGUGGCUGGAUUUGCGAAGGAGCUAAACAGGACCCUGACACGGACGGCCAUAAGCUGGCGAGGAUUUGAAGCGGUGCCCCACAAUUCGCCGAGGAAAAUGCUGCCGCAGCCGCCGCCCCACGGAUUGAAGUUGAUGUCGGGGGCAGAGGAGAACCGCCACUACUUGCGCGCCUUCAUCCAGACAUACAGGGAUCUGCCCGUGCUGUGGGACACCUCUCUGCGGGACUACACCAAUCGGGAGAAGCGGGCGGAGGCGUACCUACGCCUGGUGCCCAUCUACCACUACCUGAAGCGGGACGCCACCGUGGAAGAUGUGAAGAAAAAGAUCAACACGCUGCGCACGAACUACCGCAAGGAGCUCAAAGUGGUGGAGAGUGCGAUGCGGGCGGGAAGUAUGCAUAGUCCGCGGUGCUGGACCUUCCAGGAACUGGACUUUCUGAGGAACUCUGAGAAGUUCCUGGCCGUGAAUCCCGUCUUCAAGAACGAGCACUCCUUCGCCUUCAGCGAAGGUAGCAACUGCACCACUGCCUUCCUGGAGAGCACAGCAAGCAAUACCCUACAUUAUCCAGCAGCUCGGUCCGGUGGCCAAACGCCCAAUAUCACGGAGAUGUUUCACAAGUCAUUCGGGCCGCCACCACCUCCUCCGCCGACAGUGAACCAUGGCGAGUACGUGAACAUCAACAAGCGAGCCAGGCAAACACCGCCCUGUCCAGCGCCAGGGACCGGUGGAACAACCGGUUCUCACAAUACGGACGAACUCCUAAACAUAGCGUGCGAGUAUCUGUCCAGUACCUAUCCCGAGGAGGAGUCCAUUGCCCGCACCUGGACGCACAAGCUGAAGCGACUGCCGCGCGAACAGCGUCUCCUGGCCGAGCGCUUCAUCAACGAGAUCCUAUUCGAGGCCGAGUCCAACAACCUGAACCGCGGGUCCGUGCAAAUCAACAGCUUCGAGCCCUACGUACGAUACGAAGAACCUACAGGUGGACCCGAGGAGCAAGAAAAGUCCCAGAGCCCCAGCGUGCACACGUCCAGCGAAUCCAAACCGAAUGUGGGCGGUGCAGGUGCAGGGACUGGAGCCGUUGGAAACACCAGCACGUCCAACACAAAUCCAGGCAUAAGGGAGUUUUAAGUUAACUUAGCUAAGUGUUAUUAAGUUUAAUUGGCCGAAAGGGAGAACAAGCAAUGGCCCUUGACAUAGCGGCGAAAGUCUAACAAGCUGAAUCAAAAAAUAAAUAAACCUGUACAUAUUAUCAA
This is a messenger RNA of Drosophila serrata, 1638 nucleotides long. RefSeq lists its product as uncharacterized. Lineage: Eukaryota; Metazoa; Arthropoda; Insecta; Diptera; Drosophilidae. The record is from RefSeq and is a predicted model, not a curated record.